Messenger RNA from Micromonas pusilla CCMP1545, 582 nucleotides. RefSeq lists its product as uncharacterized. Gene Ontology annotation, molecular function: serine-type endopeptidase activity. The record is from RefSeq and is a predicted model, not a curated record. The transcript has 3 exons. The annotation marks the transcript as partial. Gene Ontology annotation, biological process: proteolysis. NCBI's taxonomy places the organism in Eukaryota, Viridiplantae, Chlorophyta, Mamiellophyceae, Mamiellales, Mamiellaceae.
UUCGGCUGCGGCGCGUCGCUCGUCGCGCCGAACAAGAUGUUGUCCGCGGCGCACUGCGACUUGAAGGUGCGUUACAGCUGGGCCGAGGCGGCUGCCGUCAACUGGCACGACAGGACGCUGACGAACGACGCGCGCGCGGAGUUCAUAAAGAUCGCGCGCGUGGAGCAUCACCCGCUGUACGACGCGGACACGCUCGCGUACGACUUGGCGAUCGUCACGCUGGAGGAGGACAGCGCGAUCGCGCCGGCGACGCUCGACUUCGACGCCGUCGGGGAGGACCUCGUCGUCAUGGGCUGGGGCGCCACCUCCUCGGGCGGGACGACGUCGACGGAUUUGCUCGAGGUGACGGUCCCCGCGGUGAGUCACUCGGACUGCUCGACGAACUACGGCGACUCGAUCAGGAGAGAGACGAUGUUUUGCGCGGGGCGGACGGGGAAGGAUUCGUGCCAAGGCGACAGCGGCGGGCCCAUCGUGCGGAAGUCGGAUCAGAGGCAGGUCGGCGUCGUGUCGUGGGGCAUCGGCUGCGCGUGGUCGGGGUACCCCGGGGUGUAUUCGCGCGUGUCCGUCGCGAGAGCGUGGCUG